Messenger RNA from Eremothecium cymbalariae DBVPG#7215, 1884 nucleotides. It is a transcript of the gene AIM9, whose product is annotated as Aim9p. Bases 1 to 1884 code for a protein of 627 amino acids. The record is from RefSeq and is a predicted model, not a curated record. The transcript has a single exon. Gene Ontology annotation, cellular component: mitochondrion. Lineage: Eukaryota; Fungi; Ascomycota; Saccharomycetes; Saccharomycetales; Saccharomycetaceae.
AUGAAGUAUCGAGCAACAAUGGUUAAAUUUCCAUAUAAGAAAUUCGUCACAACUUACAGCCGAGGACAAUUACAGCCUUUAAGGUUCACUCGAAAUAUCACAGUUCGUCAGUACUCCAAUGAACCCAAUGAAGUGUUUACAAAGUUGUCUGAUGAGAAUGAUCCUCAAAGAGACUCUUUUUUCAAGUACUCUUGGGGGACUUGGUUAAAAAACAACAGACAAGAGCAGGAGAGGAGAGUUACUAGAUUCUCUAUUGAGGGAUUAAAUGCUGUAUUGGAAGAUUUAUAUGAGCAAUCAAAGAACUCUUCGAAGAACGUGCAGGUGGAUUCAAUUCCGCCUCCUUCCUAUAAUUCUAAUUUGACUGUAUCAUUGCCUCAUAAUAAUACUGAAGAAGUUUUGCAGGUUGUGAAUCUAAAAGAGAAGAUCAAAGUGACAUCUCUAGCUAGUAUUCACGAAGGGAAACACCACCGGAUUUAUAAAGUUGAUACUAACGCUGGUAAGUCGUUUAUUUUGAGGAUUCCAUAUCCGUUGGAUAAUGAAAAUACUAUUGCUCACCGUUUGAAGAGUGAAGUAGCUACCAUGGACUUUCUUGAUUUAAAGCUGGGGCUAAAAGUUCCAAAAGUCAAUUGUUUUGGGGUUAACAGUCUAAACCCGAUAAGACAGCCAUUUAUUCUUCAAGAGUAUAUUGAUGGGCAACUGCUGAUCAGAAAUUGGGCUCCGUUGGAAGAUGAUUCACCUGAUGGGGAGUCUCACAAGCAUAAAUUGAACACUGUGAUUGACCCUAUUUCUAAAUUCCAGGCCGCCAUUGCUAAAAUGGAGUUUACAGCGUUUGGUAGUUUGUACUUUGCAAAGGAUCAACAGGAUUCAAAGCUGCUUCCUUACAAUGGUGAGUCCAACCCAAGCUUAAUAAGCAGAUGGAGAAUUGGACCAACUGUAGAAAGAUGUUUUUGGCGGAAGAAAAGUGCAUUAAAAUUUGAAGAACAGAAAAAGUACCUAGGGCCAUGGGAUAUUUCAAAACCUCUAGAUAUAGUUAGGGACAUUUCCAUCCUUGAAUUGGAGAAUGCCAAGGCACGUUUAGCUUUGGGGCAAGCAGGAGCAUCCCCAGAAGCUCAUGUACAAGAACAUGUGUUGAAAAGUCAAAUUUCAAGCUUUGACAACUUGUCCAAGCUGACCCCUACUUUAAUAAAUCUGAAUACAAAGGCAGUCCCCAAUAUUGAGGAGCUUUUGAAACCUCGGUUGUUCCAUCCAGAUCUGGACCCAAUGAAUGUUAUAUUGAACAAGAAUGAUAACGAUACACCUUAUUUAUUAGACUUCGAAGGGGCCUCACUGAAGCCAUAUAUUCUGCAAAAUAAUCCACAGUUUAUUGCUUAUGAUGGUCCGAAGAUCUACAAUUUAGAAACUGAUGUUGAAAAGUAUAAGACUUUAAGUUCUGAUGAAAAAUCACAAUAUGAAUUCAUGUACAAACGUACAAGAAAUCAAUAUUUAUGGGAAUUGGCAUUUAAUUCAAACUCUAAGAUUUUAAUAUCAAGUGUCGCACCUCCAAUCAAACUUCUAAGAAGACCUUAUAUUGCUGCUAUAGAACGUAAAACUGAUGAAGAAUAUUUAUUGCUUGAUGAAUCCAUGGUCCAGUUGAAAGAAGUUUGGGAUAUCUUUUUCAAAAGCAGCUUAGUUUCAAAUAAACAGUUCCCACUAGAGUUUUCAGAAGCUUGGCUAACGAAGCAUGCUGAAGAUUUGAACAAAUAUCAUGAAAGACUACUUGUUGAACCAUUUGCUGCAACCCAAGGAUGGCUUCCUCAAGAUAUGUUUGACAAUUUAGUUAAAUCAGGUAUCUUAGUCAAGGAGGAUAAUGGCGACUACUCAAUUAAACAGCAGACAUCUGUUUGA